Messenger RNA from Lymnaea stagnalis (great pond snail), 15688 nucleotides. Lineage: Eukaryota; Metazoa; Mollusca; Gastropoda; Lymnaeidae. The record is from the annotation of a GenBank genome assembly.
UUGGACACACGCAUGCUACAGUCAUGUCUCCAUGUUUCUGUGGCUAAUUAAAAGGUCACAUCAAGUCACACUUAGACGUACAAUGUUUCUGUGGCUAAUUAAGUCAUAUCAAGUAGAAUUUAGACUUAUCCAACGUUUCUGAUCAAAAGUCAUAUCAAGUCACAUUUAGACAUGCAAUCAUUUUUAAAAAAAAUGAUGUGAAAGAUACAGUAGCUGCUAGCUACAGACUGAUGUUGUAGUCGACUGGAGGAAUUUCAAUUCAUGGCCAUUCAUCGCUGUAACAGAUAGAAAGGAUAUAUCGAUUUUCAUGGAUUUAAUGUUAUAUAUAGACAGGUGAGUUGAUCACUAAUAUGUGUCAUAAUUCUAUGUUUAUUGAUACACUUGUUUGUUAGCCUUGUACAAAUUAAACUUUAGAUGUCAUUUGGUUGGGGGCGGGGGGAAGGGUGGUUUGAGUUGUUUGCUGAGAAGACAUAGAUUAUAUACAUCGACAUAUUUUGUAAGAGAAAAAACUAUGGGGAUUUAUAUUAAAUGACAUUGACAAAAUAGAAAUUUGGGUAAGAAAAAUAGAGAGAGAAAUUAAGAAGGGUGAGAGAGAGAGAGAGAGAGAGAGAGAGAAACAGAAAGAGCGAAGUCGAGAGAGAAACAGAGGCAACAAGACAAAAAAUGGUGGAGGACGAGAGAGAGAAAGAGAAUUAGAGAGAACGAGAGAGAGAGAAAGAGAAAGUUUUUAGAAAGACAGAAAGAAGGAAAGAUAAAUUAAGAGAGAUAUUCAGAGAUAGAUAGAGAGAGAGAGAGAGAGAGAGAGAGAGAGAGAGAGAGAGAGAGAAAUACAUUUAAUUAUCUACAGAUGGCGAUAGGUAGUUCAGUUUUUGCAAUAGUUCGAAAAAUAAAAUGAAAUAUUAAUAAAUCGAGGAAAUACUUGUGCAGAACUGAAUACAUUUAUUCUGUGUCAUUGUACUCAAAUAAAGGCGCGCCCUGAGCGAAGCCUGAAUUAACCCCCUCCCCCCCCCCCAUUUUUUCAUCAAUAAAUGUUAUAUGAUUAGGCUUUCUGCUUUCUUUAUAUAUAAAGAAAGUUUACGAUUUUGGCGGCCCCCUACUCGAGGCUGGCGCCCCGGGCGGUUUCCCCCUUUAAACUCUACCUCCACAAACCCCAUAUUGUAUAUAUUAGAUAGAUAGAGAGAGAGAGCGAGAGAGAGAGAGAGAGAGAGAGAGAGAGAGAGCGAGAGAGUGAGAGGGAGAGAGAGAGGUGGAGAGACAAAGACAGAGAAAGAGCGAGAGAGAUAUGGUCGGAGAGAGCAAGUGAAAACGAGAGAGAGCGAGAGAGAGAGUGAAAGAGAGAGAGGGAGAGAGCUAGAGAGAGAGAGAGAGAGAGCGAGAGAGCACUAAUUACUGGAAGGUAUAGAGAUAGAAUGAUAAAGACAGAGGGGGCAUGGGUGGAAACGUGUUUUUUUUUCCUGCACCCACCCCCAUGUUCCUAAACAAGACAUGCCGCUUCUGAUCUACGGUUAUGCUCAGCCGUUCACUCAGUUAUCUCUCUCCCCCAUACCCCCCACCCCCACACUUCAAGACAGGAUGGUUUACUGCCUACAGGUGGACUGACUUCCGCGAGUUAUUAACACCCCCCCCCCCCGACUCCACGCUCGAGGUUAAAGGCCACACGGGUCCCGGAAUAAAUUGGGUGCUUUAAGUAACUUAAGUAACUACAUGGCAGCCAGGUUCCCAGAAGUCUGCCCAUGUACCGGGGCCCAGACCCAAUUUAAUUGGUCGAAUAGCUCGACGGUUCUUAAACCUUGAUGAUCAAUAUCAUUUUUUUAUUUAUUUUUGUUUAAAUUUUAAAUUUAGGCGCAGGCCAAGGGGGGCGGAGGGGGGAAUCUUUAGGUUUAAAUAAAUUGAUUUAGUUAGACUUUAAAUUAUUAAUUCGCUUUUUAGGUGACUCAGAGACGACCUCGUCGACUGCAUGUCAAGAGUAACAGACUGACUCAUGAAAGGAGUUUCCAAAGCAUCUGAAGAUCUGCUAAUAAUAAAAUAUAUAAUAUGUAUAUUAGAGUUAAGAAAAAAUAAAUGAACAGAUAAAUGUAGACGUAAUGUCAGUAGGCAGUAGGCAUAGAUCAUUUUACGACUUGAUAUAUUCUAAGUUUAAUUUAUCCACGCAGGGGGCGAGGCGAGGUUUGGUGUCACCCGAGGCGAGCCACCCCCUACCGUACCAACCGUCCUGCGCCACUGUCUUCAAAAUCAAACACGGUAUCAGAGGCGUGUCUAUGGUGUUUGGCGCCCGAGGGACAAGAUUCAUUUUAAAGCGCCCCCCCCCCCACACUUUUCCUUUCUUUUUUCAACUCUCAAACCCAUUAUUUUCAUCAAUGCAAUAAUAUCAAAGCACAUUUUGGGGCCACUAACUAGUCUGGCGCCCAGGGACAUCUGUCCCCCUGCUCCCCAUUAGCUACGCCUCUGCGCGGUUUCCCGCCCCACACUUAACCUCGCCCCCUGACUGCCCCCCAAUAUACAAACACAUUCAAGCCUACUAAGAAAGUACCUUUCCCUAUUAAGUUAUGACCCAAGCCUGGUGACAUGGGUAAUGUAUGACCGUGACGGAAGUCUUUGACACUGUCCCGUGGCACGCGUGCUGACAAUGAGAGGGUGGCCAUUGUCUCGACCCUCUAUGCACAACAACAGACGAUCGCCAUCUUCAACACCUAGGUCUGGUUUUUACAAGAAUCUCUCAAUGUACGGUAACUGGCUGGUACAUGUGGCUGUUAUCUGUGGCUGUUAUCUGUGGCUAGUGUCUGUGGCUGGUAUCUGUGGCUGGUGGGUCUGGUGUCUGUGGCUGGAAUCUCUGGUUGGUAUCUGUGGCUUGUACAUCUGUGGCUGGUAUCUGUGGCUGGUGGGUCUGGUGUCUGUAGCUGGCGUCUCUGGUUGGUAUCUGUGGCUUGUACAUCUGUGGCUGGUAUCUGUGUCUGGUGGGUCUGGUGUCUGUAGCUGGUAUAUCUGGUUGGUAUCUGUGGCGUGUACAUCUGUGGCUGGUAUCUAUGGCUGGUGGGUCUGGUGUCUGUGGCUGGUAUCUCUGGUUGGUAUCUGUGGCGUGUACAUCUUUGGCUGGUAUCUGUGGCUGGUGGGUCUGGUGUCUGUGGCUGGUAUCUCUGGUUGGUAUCUGUGGCUUGUACAUAUGUGGCUGGUAUCUGUGGCUGGUAUAUCUGUGGCUGGUAUCUGUGUACUCUAGUUUACUUAAAUGUUUCACAUCUCGUUCAUAAUUCUGCACGAAAAAGAAUUAUUAGUAUCUUUAUUUUAUUAUAAUUUUUUUUUCUUAACAUUUUUUUUUUUAAAAACGUCAAAUCACGUGACCCUUGCUUUAUCCACUAACGUGUAUUGCAGUUUUAAUAAUUGUGCCACAGCGACAUGUAAGCGUGUGUUAAGGUAAGCGACACCUGUAUCAGGUAAGAGUUUAUCAAGUGCCACACUUUUUUAAAUCGGAAACUUAAACAUUAUAAUGAAAAUUGUUCUUAAUUUUUGAAAAGCACACCAAUACAAUAGUGUUUUUUUUGUUUUUGGUGUUUUUUUUUUUUUUUGGUUUGGAGGGGGGGGAUAUUGUGUAAGGCCGGGAUGGUUGACAAAAAAAGUAGGGUUGGGGGGGGGGGGUCCGAAAAGACCUUCCUCACAAUCCGGAAUAUGUUGCACCACGUCACUAAGUCAUAUUUAUGACGAGCUAUAAUACACAGCUGAAUGUGCUCGAAGACAUAACUCUUUAAAGAUCAACGCAAUAACCCUGUGGUUUUUCAACUUACAUGUCUCAAUCAGCUUCUGUUAAAAAAACACAACUUUACCUUACCUGAUUUUAACCACUGUCGUUGCUCGCUCGAAGGACCAAAGGAAAUGGAUGUACGAACGUCAGUCAUUGUCCAUAUUUUACAGUCGGAAGACACGUCCUAUCUCAAAGCACUCAUGACGCCUUAUGUACCCACUAGACAGCUCCACUCAUCCGUUGGUGGCAAAAUAUCGAUACCGCGUGUUCGCCCUGAGACUUACGGAAAGCGCACUUUUGCAUUUGCUGGCCCCAACAAUUUGGAACGCCCUUUCCUGUCGUUCUCAGAAACAGCCAGACACUGGAGUCCUUUAAAACCGAGUUAAAAACACAUCUAUUUCGCAAACACCGUCUGGGGUGAUGCUAUCUACCAAUUGUUCGAGUUAAUGUAUAUUGGCUUGUGUGGCUUAUGGUUGAAAUGGGAUGAAAUACUUUGACUUGGGUGCUCGUAUGUAGCUCUUUUUUUACUGUUGCGUCUGUUUUUAAAUGAGGUAAAUUUUAGAUUGUUUUUAUUUCUCUUUUCAAUAUGGUUGACUUUGUACUUUGUACCUCGCUUCGAUCUUUUGAGGAUGAAGCGUGUUUUUCAAAUAAACUUUAUUAUUAUUAUUAAUAUUAAUAUAUUAAAUGCCAUGGACAAGAUCAAUAUACUCUUUGAUUCCUUUAGAAUAUUUGGACAAAUAAACAUUUAAAUUAAAAAAAAAAUAAUCUUAUCUUGCAGCUAACUAAAGGAGAAAAAAACAAUACACAAAGGGAAAGCAUUCACUGCUAAUUGAUUCAGAGAUUACUCCCCCAAAAGGACAUCUAAGGGACAUGACUCAAGAAAAAACUUCAAGGGGCAACUACUCAUAUAUCACUAAAGAGAAAUGACUGGUCAAAUAAACUUUAGAAAAUAUCUCAUCAGAUUACAUUGCUGAUUAUUAUUAGUCUACGUCGAAGAGCGCCCCCCCCCCAACAUGAAUCUCGACCAACUGACCCGCGUCCUGGGGGAGUUCGGUCCCUACCAGAGACAGAAAUACCUGCUGAUGUGCCUGUUCUCCACACUGUCCGCCUUCCACGCCCUCAACAUGGUCUUCGUGGGGGCGGAGCCCAAGUUUCACUGCAGACUCCCCGACACGAACCUCAGCGAAACGCCGCUGGCCAACCUGACCGACUCCCAAAAGUCCGAACUGUUCCUGCCGCCCGGCCAGCCGUGCCGCGUCUACAACGUCGCGGAGAUGACGUCACAGCUGGAGCGUCUCGCGUACAACGUCACGGCGGCGGCGCUGAUGACGUCGUCACACAACGUCAGCCAGCAGACGUGCACGACCGGAUACGACUACGCCAGGGACGAAUACUCGAGUACCAUAACAUCGGAUGUAAGAUUUUUUGCCUACCCUAUUUUAGAAUAAAAAGGGUUUCGGUUGUUGUUGUUUUUUUUUUCUUUCUGGUUUUGGAAUGUUAGAAUUAUAUCUUUUCCAAUGAUAUGAGGGAGGACUGCGUUUGGGUUGAAGAAAUAAUAAGGCACGCAAUUGCACAUUGUAUUCAUUGCCUUGAACUAUUAUAAUGUUCUAAUUCCCACCCGCCUUUACACUGCAGAUUUAUUUUUAUAUCCCCAACAAUUUUAGAUGUCCCCAACAAUUUUUAGAUGCCCCCAACAAUUUUUAGAUGUCCCCAACAAUUUUUAGAUGUCCCCAACAAUUUUUAGAUGUCCCCAAAAAUUUUAGAUGUCCCCAACAAUUUUUAGUUGUCCCCAAAAAUUUUAGAUGUCCCCAACAAUUUUUAGAUGUCCCCAACAAUUUUGGAUGCCCCCCCCCACAAUUUUUAGAUGUCCCCAACAAUUUUAGAUGUCCCCAACAAUUUUAGAUGUCCCCAACAAUAUUUUAAAAACAAAAGAAAAUAUUACGCUCCAAACGCACUUUCGAUAUUUAAAAAAAAAAAAGGUUCUCAUUGUGUGCGCUUAUCGGGAAUUUCAUUUGAUCUUCCCCUUAAAUAAAACAGGAACAACUGAUUUUUUUUUUGGGGGGGGGGGGGGGUUAGCGCUGAAAACUUGACGGAAUGUCCUGCCAUCGGCAACGAGCCUAUACGUGCCAAGGCCAAGUUUCAGCUCGAUAGGUUGACGGGAAAUGUGUGUCAUUGGCCAAAAAACAAAAGAAAAUAUUACGCCCCAAACGCAAUUUCGAUAUUAAAAAAAAAAAAAGGUUCUCAUUGUGUGCGCUUAUCGGGAAUUUCAUUUGAUCUUCCCCUUAAAUAAAACAGGAACAACUGAUUUUUUUUUUGGGGGGGGGAGGGGGUUAGCGCUGAAAACUUGACGGAAUGUCCUGCCAUCGGCAACGAGCCUAUACGUGCCAAGGCCAAGUUUCAGCUCGAUAGGUUGACGGGAAAUGUGUGUCAUUGGCCGUCGAAAGAUUUUCGCCAGCUCACCACCCAUAGCCAAGAAAACAAAACAAGGAAAUUUAAUAUAAAAAGAUAAUAAAAUUUUAAAAAAAAAAACAACCCAACCCUUUCAGGAGAAAACCGGAGAAAGUUGUUUUUUUUUUGUUGUUUUUCCUCCGGUUGUCCAGCCGUCCCGAGUUUUAUAUUUCUCAUGUUUAAAUGGAAGCUCUCGUUCGUGGUAUCUUAGCAUUAUAAGCACUAGAGGCGAGUGUUACUUUAUCAUGUUCCCACCUGUUGUAGUUAUAUCAAUAUUUAAAUUUGGUUUUUGAUCAUUGAAAAAAAAAAUGUGUUUGCGCCUGACAGUUCGAUCUGGUGUGUGAGAACAAGUACUGGAGGAGCACCUCCAGGUCGGUCUUCUUCGGCGGUCGUCUCGUGGGCGCCAUUGUGUUUGGUCAGCUGUCGGACAGGUGAGCAUAAAAACGUCUGUUUACCUUUCUUUAUGAGACCAUAGUAUCUACCCGAUAGACCGUUAGAAAGACUAGUCUGACCGGAAGUGGAAGUGAAUAUAUGACUUUUCUCUCUCUCUUUAAAAAAAAAAAAAAAAAGAUACAUUAUUCCAUAUUAUAAUUUUUGAAAUAUUUUAUGAAUUUCAGAGUUUGUCUAUCGAAAGAGUUUUUAAAAAAAACAAAAAAACAAAAACAAAAAAAAACGUGUCAUGAAAUGGUCAUUCCAGGUUCGGCAGACGACCGAUGUUCCUGUUCGGGGUCCUCACACUGUUAAUAGCAGGGGUUGUAGCCUCCCUGGCGCCCAACAUGUUCGUCUUUUUGCCGAUGUACUUCCUGCAAGGGGCGGCGCACACCGGGGCGUUCCUUGUGGCGUUUACAUUGUGUAAGUCAACGGUUCUAAAACCUCUGCGGCCCAGAACCCCGGGUCAGUCAUAACGUCACUGUUAACUAAAGAAUGUUGAAUCGACUGAAAAUCUAUUCACAUUGUUAUUAUAUUUUGAUAUGUGCAUGUUUGAAUCGGUUAAGUGUAUUUUAAAAUUUCAUUAAUCAUCGCAUCGUUCACAUUAGUAUAUAGUAAUGAGUAUACUCUUCGUUCCUUUAGUGCUAAUUCUCAAUUAAGAUGGAACGAAGUCUUUCACGGGGCAACUAUUGACAUAGUACAUUUUUUUAAAAUAAAAAGGUUUAUUUCCUAUCAUAGGUGGAGCUCAUGUGUAGGACUUAUAGUAGACUUGCAGUAUAAUAAAAGAAAGAUGUGUACAGUGUAUUUCAUUUUUUAACGAUGACAGCUCCAAAAAGCUAAAAAUAGCUGUUUAAUCCACUGUUUACAGCCACUGAGCUCGUGGGCCCCAAGUACCGAGUUGUCGCUGGGUUCGUCAUUCAGAUUUUCUACGGCCUGGGGUACCUCGGUCUGUCCGGCAUUGCGUAUUUCAUCAGAGACUGGCGCUACCUGGAGCUGGCCAUCACCCUACCCGCUGUCUUGUUUGGUGUGUACUGGUGGUAAGGUCAUGGCGUUGCAAACCGAAUCUUACUUAUUUAUUUAUUUUUUUGUAUGGUGUGUAUGUGUAUGUGGGUAUGUGUGUGUGGGUAUGUGUGUGUGUGUUUGUGUGUAUGUGAUAGAAGAUUAUGAUAAAAUUACACAUUUUUAGACAUGCAUUCUCAGUGUAAAAACACAACAUGCAUACACAGUGUCCAGACACAACAUGCAUACAGUGUCCAGACACAUACACAGUGUCCAGACACAGCAUGCAUCAAAUCAAUCAAUUCAUUUAUUCGUUAAAAAAAAAAAAGUAGACUAUUCUAUCACACGUGCAACUUAAACAGACAUUGCUAAAUAUAUGUAGCACAGUUGGCUGGUCUCACGAAACCAUGGCUACGAAAUACGCACAUGCAUUUUAGACAGGGGCGUAGCUGGCCGGAGGGAGUCCUGGGGUCUCGACCGCCCCCCCUCCUUGCUGGUGCCAAUAUACUUUGUCAAUGACCCAAAUCCGACGAGUGCUCAAAGGAUGGCUAAGGUUGAACCCCCUCUCCCUGCCCAAAAAAUUAGUCAUCAACGCCCCUGCUUUUAUAUAUUGGUUUCUUAAGGUAAAACCAUCAACCCACCACGUCCUUGCAACAGCCCAUGCAAUCCGCUGUUAACUUUCUUAUAAGAUACACCUGUCUGCAACAAUAAUACCCCAUCUGUUAGUAUAAUGCCUAUAGCUUUGCACCGCAUUCAGUCGGCAAAUCGCAGAGGCAGACCUCUUUCAGUUUUUCGCCCCCUCAGGCUCUUGCCAGAGUCCAUACCUUGGUUGUUGUCGCAAGGGCGAGACGACGAGGCGGAGGCCAUCUUGAGAAAAGCGGCCAAACAAAAUGGCGUCGAGGUGGAGCAGCGGUUUUUCGUGAAGUUGAAAGAGGACACGACUCUGAAAGGGGGAGACCGGAAGUACUACGUCCUCGACUGUUUGAGGACCUGGCGCAUGGCGGCGAUGUCCCUCAACGUCUGGUUCAACUGGUGAGUACUGGAUGGUACUAUAAACAUGGAAAGUGAAUUUGGGUGAAAUGAGUAGAGUUUUAAUCAAGUUAGAUCAGUGGUUCUCAACCUUCCUAAAGCUGCGACCCUUCAGUGCAGUUCCUCAUGUUGUGGUGACCCCAACCAUAAAAUUAUUUUCGUUGCUACUUCAUUAUAUGUGUUAUCUUUUAUGUGACCCCCGUGUAAGGGUCAUUCGAUCCCCCCCCCCCAAAAGGGGUCGUGACCCACCGGUUGAGAACUGCUAGGACAGGUGGUGGUUUUAAUUACUUCAACAAAGACCCCCGUGUAAGGGUCAUUUGUUCCCCCCCCCCAAAAGGGGUCGUGACCCACCGGUUGAGAACUGCUAGGACAGGUGGUGGUUUUAAUUACUUCAACAACCCCCCCCCCCCAAAGUUGCUAGAACAUGUCACUGGAGAUUGCGUAGCCAUAUCUGUAGCAUGCUGCCGGGUAAGUAAUCUUCAUGGAAGGUCCAGAGAGAACGAUACAGGGGAAGACCCAGCGAGAGAGAGAGAGGACCGGUGAAUGGUCAUCGGAACAGAGAUCUGGAUCCUGCGGGCAGCUCACAAUGAAAGACGCCUCAAGCCAUAAGUGUCGUCCCUUGAGCCGUUGCCCAAAGCACGAGUUGGCGAAUGAAGCUUCAGUGAAUGAAUGCCACGUCUUUAGUUACAUAAAGUAUUCCAUAUAAUGGAUUAAUAAAAUGAGUUUGAUGAUAAAUAAACUAGAAGGGCCGAGUAGAAAAAGUACUUAUUAAGUAUUAAGUGUUUGUUGUUGUUUUUUUUUGUUUGUUUGCAGUUUUGAGAAAAAUGAGUUUAAAGAUAUUAAAGUCAUAUUGAAGUACCUUAUAAACUUUUCAAGGUGUUUUCUAAAUCCUACGCUUUAGUAUAUUUUUAAUGAAUGAUAUGUACUGUAAAGAUGCAGGGAAUUAAUCAAAUUAUAUAAUGCCUUCCUUAACUUAUUUUGUAAAUCAGAUAAGACAACUCCCCCCCCCCCCGGGCCUCCAUUUUUUUUUACAACGAUACAUUUUUUCCAAUCUAAAAUGACGCCCCCGAUUUAAUUUGUGACCCCCCCCCCUAUCAGGCUCGUCAACUCACUCGUGUUCUACGGCAUCUCGUUGAACUCGGAGAACAUGUCCGGCGACCCGUACCUGAACUUUUGCAUGAUCGGCGGCGUCGGCAUCCUGGCCUACGUCCUGUGCCUGGUGCUGGUCGGCCGGACGGGGCGGCGCCUGUCCCUCAUCGUCACCAUGUGCGUCGGGGGCGUGGCGUGCGUCAUCGCCGGAUUCUUCAUCACCAAAGAUGAACCGGGUAAUCUUGUGAAAUUUUCAUCCCGAAUUUAAAAAAAAAAAAAAAAAAAAAAGAAUUAAAAUAUAUUGUUGUGAAAAUAGCCAAACACUAACUUGUUCGCUAUUGAUUUUUAUGUGAUGUAAAAAAAAAAAAAAAAAAAAAAGAAUUAAAAAAUAUUGUUGUGAAAAUAGCCAAACACUAACUUGUUCGCUAUUGAUUUUUAUGUGAUGUAAUACAUUUUCACAUGUUUAAAAAAAAAAAAAUCAAUAACAUUUAACUUUAUUUAAUAAGAAAAAAAACAACUUCCUAUUCUAAUAUCUACUAUUCUCUUUGUAAUGGAAUUACCUCCCCCCCCCCACCACCGCCUUUUUAAAUGUUUAGAAAAAAAUAAUUAAUUAAUAUUUUAUUUAAGAUAAAUAAUUGUAAUCUAUUUUUUUCCCCACAAUAAAAUUUAAAGUAAUGCUACUUUUGAAGGUGACGCGAGACAUGGCUCAACACUUCAUUGCGGGCAGGGGGGUCUUGCGAGACAUGGCUCAACACUUCAUUGCGGGCAGGGGGGUCUUGCGAGACAUGGCUCAGCACUUAAUUGCGGGCAGGGGGGGUCUUGCGAGACAUGGCUCAACACUUCAUUGCGGGCAUGGGGUCUUGAACCUAAAAUGCGUUGAUGCUGCACUGUGUUUAGAAAAGAUUGGGGGGGGGGGCAACACUCGUAUAAUUUAAACGCACGUACAGUUAACACUGAACCGAAGAGGGUACGACGGAGCACCCCAUGCCAUUUAAGUCUGAGCAAUAAUUCAAAAGCCGGAUUAAAAGCGACUCGUCCUGUUGCAUUUUUUUGUUUUUGAUUUUAAAAGUCACGAUAAACAUGUUCCCCUUGAGAAGUACAGGGGUUCUUUAAACCUUUUCGUAGCGCCGCACCCGAUCUUAUUUCAAACUAAUUUCCCGCGCUCCCACCUCGAUGACAUAUAUUUCCGAGCACACCGGGCCACAACCAUUUCAGUUAUAUAUUUUACAGACCCGCACCCCCCACCUCAACACCGUAUUUUCAGCACCCCCUCCCACCUAGAUUUCUUUUUUCCCGCACCCCCGUCUCGAUGAAAUACCCCACCCCCCACACCCCUACCUCAACCACAUAAGUCCUGCACCACCCACGAUUAAAACAAAAUAUAAUAACAGUGCCAAUAAGCCUGAUUUUCUGGGUAUCCCCGCAUCCUUCCUCUCCCUCCCCCCCCCCACUCACCUUCUUUUCCUGACGCUAGUUAAGGAGCAGCCCUGCUUAAGAACUCCUGCCAUUGAAGGAACCGAUAACAGCCAAUGAAACACAAUACGCCUUAACCCUGUUACGCUCCUAUCUGACAAGUUCCCUGGCGUAAAAGCCGAAUUUAACACAUGGUGUCAAUUUUUGUUAAAAAAUUCAAAAUUCUGGAAACAAUUUAAAUAAAAUAUUAAACAACCCUUAAAAAAAAAAGAAAAAAAAAAAAGAAAAGUUUUUCGUUUGCAUCCAUUAAAUGAAUUUGUGUUUGCAUUUAUAUAAUUGUGCGUGAUUUAUCAUUUAUUAAGAAUCGGUUACGCACAUGGGUCAACUUCUGGCGAAAACACAUUUCAUAUUUUCUUCAUUGUUUUUCCCCUUCAAAAAUUCAUUAUAUUUUUUUUUUACUGCAUACCCAACCACGUCACAAAUAUAUAAAGCACAUAGCAAACAGCUGCACAAUUAAUCUCCACACUAAAAACACGUUACCAUUGAACUAAUCAUGCGUCAUUCAUCUUCCCCAUUGAAAAACAUUUUUUUAGUUAAAACUGAUUUUGUAGGGUUGGGAUCAAUGUUCCCUUUAAGCUGGGCGGCUGCGCGGCAGUUUUGAGUACCGCGCAGCAAAUUUCCAUGUAAGUGAGUGUUUGUGUAUGUGGGCUGUAAAACUUUGCACACAACUGUAUGAUGUUGCACACGAACCAACAAACCUUAAAGCAGUGGUUCUCAACCUUUCUGAUGCCGCGACCCUUUCAUACAGUUCCCCGUGUUGUGGCGACCCCCCAACCACAAAAUUAUUUUCGUUGAUACUUUAUAACUGUGGAGUACAUGUGUUUUCAGAUGGUCAUAGGCGACCCCUGUGAAAGGGUCGUACGACCCCCAAAGGGGUCGCGACCCACAUGAAGAGAACCGCUGCCUUAAAGGGAACAUUGGUUGGGGUGAAGGGGAUGGGGGGUACAAAUUUUGAUAGAAUGUGUUUCCGUCGGCAACGAGUCAAUGUGCCAAGUUUCAGUUCAAUAGGAUGGCGGGAAGUGGGUCAAUGAGCCGUCCGAAGAUUUUGCCUUAAACACAGAAACACACGAAGAAAAGUGAAGUAAUAUAAAGUUUGUUUUUUUUUAUUAUUGUUUUUAAACUCAUGAAUAAAAAUUUUUUAAAAAAAAAAGAAGAUAUUUAUCACUUCCGUUUUAACAGAGAGUUCGUCCACCUGCAGUGCAGCCGUGGGCAGAGAAGGACCCCCCCCCCACCCCCUCCCCUUAACUCGUUUCAUCAUAAUUAAUUAACACACAAAGUACUUACGAACUUUACUUUAAAACUCCGUUGGUUCUUCUUAUUAGUAUGUGGCUAAAAUGAGAUGUACCUAAUAUGUUUCAGUGUUCAAGAUCCUCAUCAAAGUCUUCAUUCUGCUUGGGAAAUUUUGCAUCACCGCGUCCUACUCCAUAAUAUACUUAAUGGCGGCUGAACUUUUCCCAACCGUUGUGAGGUGAGCGAAGGGGAAUAACUGAAAAUCAGUGAACUUGUCCCAACUGUAAGUAGUCGAGAAGGGGAAAAAAUAAAACAAAAUGUAAAAAAAAAAAAAAAAAAGAAAAAAAAAACCAAGAAGGAAUUUCACUUUUUUUACGAAAAUUCCCGGAUUGAUUAUUUUCUAAAAACUCGAAGAAACUUAAUUAGCUUUUAUUUAUAAAUAUUUAGCAUCAAGCAUUAUGGACUUGAUGAAGCGUAUAUUUUUUAAAAAAAAUUGUUAAGUUGAGUUCAUGAACUUAUUACUUUCCCCUUUCUUAAUUUAAAGCCGGGUAACCUCUGAGUGAUUACAUCACGUAUGUGAAUAUUUUAAGAACUGUUUUUGGUCCAUUAACCCCCUUCUGCAAGAAAAAUGCGAAUAAAAAAAUUCAAUUUCACAAUGACAAUGUCUUAACGCAGAAGAAGAAAUAGAAGCGUACGCCUCGAAAGUUUAAACUGUGAGUAAAAUACGGCCACUAGGAGUUUAUUUGUGGACAAAGAAUGCAGUUGGUCUUGUAUCGUGUUAGCAGGAUGAUUAUGGUGAAAAUGAAUUUUCAUGACAACUUUUGCUGAAAGGAUAUAUAUUGGGUUAUCGGAUCGAUAGGUCUUAUUUUUUUUUUUUUAGCAUUGUUUUUUCAAUACAUUUACAUUUUUUUGGAGAUGUAGAGUUGAAACGAUGGUCUACUCUCGACGCAAGUGCUUUGGAUUGCCGUCUUUGUUUUCCCUCGUUCUUCUUUCUUCUUGUCUUGGAAGAGUACCGUGUUUUGAAAUGAUCAGCAAAACAAAUGUAACACAUCCGGUGUUGAAAAAAACUAAGUUAUGAAGAACAUGAGUCUUGGUGGAGAUACAGAAUAGGGGAAUGAAGAAGUGUAGGAGCAGGUUAGGAGUUGUGCCUUGGUGUAAAUAUGAAUUGGGGAAUGAAGAAGUGUAAUAGCAUGUUAGGAUUUGAGCUUUGGUGUAAAUAUGAAAUGGGGAAUGAAGAAGUGUAAUAGCAGGUUAGGACUUGAGCUUUGGUGUAAAUUUGAAUUGGGGAAUGAAGAAGUGUAAUAGCAGGUUAGGACUUGAGCUUUGGUGUAAAUAUGAAAUGGGGAAUGAAGAAGUGUAAUAGCAGGUUAGGAGUUGUGCCUUGGUGUAAAUUUGAAUUGGGGAAUGAAGAAGUGUAAUAGCAGGUUAGGACUUGAGCUUUGGUGUAAAUAUGAAAUGGGGAAUGAAGAAGUGUAAUAGCAUGUUAGGAAUUGAGCUUUGGUGUAAAUAUGAAAUGGGGAAUGAAGAAGUGUAAUAGCAGGUUAGGACUUGAGCUUUGGUGUAAAUUUGAAUUGGGGAAUGAAGAAGUGUAAUAGCAGGUUAGGACUUGAGCUUUGGUGUAAAUAUGAAAUGGGGAAUGAAGAAGUGUAAUAGCAGGUUAGGACUUGAGCUUUGGUGUAAAUAUGAAUUGGGGAAUUAAGAAGUGUAAUAGCAGGUUAGGACUUGAGCUUUGGUGUAAAUAUGAAUUGGGGAAUGAAGAGUGUUAAUAGCAGGUUAGGACUUGAGCUUUGGUGUAAAUAUGAAUUGGGUAAUGAAGAAGAGUAGGGACAGGUGAGGAGUUGUGAAGAAAUGUGCCUUGGUGCCGCUAUGAAAUUACGGGAAUGAAGAAAUUUUUGAUAGGUCACGAGUUAUGACAAGGGUAACUAGAUGUAGAAUCCAAUAAUACUUAUUAGCCGUUAGAUGAGCUCCCAUUAUCUAUCUGGCCAUUGACAGCCGAUAACCCCCCCCACCCCCCUUUUCCCCAACCCUCCAUGCACAGGAACGUUGGGAUGGGCGUGGCGUCCAUGUCGGCCCGGAUCGGCGGUAUCUUCGCUCCCAUAAUUUUGGACCUCAAGGAUGUAUGGGGGCCACUUCCGCUGCUCGUGUUCGGCACGCUGAGUGUUGUGUCUGGGCUGCUGGCGCUGUUCCUCCCGGAGACAUCGAAGCGCCCCCUACCGCAGACGUUGCAAGAUGUGAAGCACAGGAAACACGGGUAAACUUUGCGUUCACGUGAUUUAUUAUUAAUAUAUUUUUUUUUUGGGGGGGGGGGGGGGUGAAAUUUUACUUUAGAAACUUAAGUGUUUUUUUUUUUACACACCUAUCUCCCUCCACCUUUUCCUAAAAAAAAAGAAAAGAAAAAAAAGUGCUUUCGAAUCUCAUUUAUCAGCAUUGACAUCUAUCACAUAUCCCACAUCUGCCACGUUCACCUGUCACGUUCACCUGUCACGUCACCUUUCACUUUAAAUUUCACGUAAAAAAGGUACAUUUAUCACGUUCAGUUGUCGCGUUCAUUUUUUAAAAAUUUAUUUGCUUUACAAAACUAUCAAUUCCAAUGGAGGUUAAUUGAAAGGUAACUUCUUAUUGCAUUGUGUGUGUUAAAUCAACAGGGCCCAUAAGAUUGGCUAAGAUUUAGUGCAUGCCAUAAUAACUCCAUCUAGUGAUACAACUAGCGACCCGGAGGCUACCCACACGCUUCCUAAGUUUGAGAUUUGAACUACGCAAUGAUAUGUUGUUGUUUUUUUUUGUGUGUGUUUGUUAAAUCAGCAGGUCCAUAAGAUUGGCCAAGAAGAUAUAGUGGCUGCCAUAAUAACUGCAUGAUACAGUGAUACAACUUACAGUUGGCACGAAAGCACCUGGAAGUCCCCUCUCCUCCCCCCCCCCACUUCUACUUCCUACGUUUGAGAUUUGAACUACAUGAUUAUAUGUUGUUGUUUUUUUUUGUGUGUUAAAUCUACAGGUCCAUAAGAUUGGCCCAGAAGAUAUAGUGGCUACCAUAAUAACUCGAUGAUACAGUGAUACAACCUACAGUUGGCAUGAAAGCACCUGGAGGCUCCCUCCCACCCCUUCCCCCCACACCCUUCUGCUUCCCGAGUGGGAGAUUUGAACUACGUGAUUACAUGGUUUCUUGUUUGUUUGAAGUUUGUGCGGAUGUGGAGCUAGAGAGUAUUUCAUUACACAUAAACAUUCUUGCGAAUCACAGACAUUUUCAAAGACGGAUUU